AUGACAGAGGAGGAUAUUAUUCGUUAUAAUGAUAUUUCUAAAGAAUGCCUUACAGCAAGUCAAGAAUUACUAGAUGCUGUUAAAAUUUUUUCUGAAGAAUAUCUUAAGAAUCAUGAUAUGACAUUGUAUAUUUGCGAGAUGCUCCAUUUAAUGACGAUAAUGGCUGAUGGUAAUUCAAUUAAAAGUACUGAUAGUGUAGACCGUUUACUUCAUCUUAGAGUUAUUCUUGAAAAAAUACGUCCCAUUGAAAAUAAGAUGCGUUCUCAAAUUGACACACUUAUUGCUCCUAAAGUAGAUAAUAUUAAUAAAGAAGAAACAGUAAAAGCAAGACCUAAUAUGUUAGUUCUUAGUGAUGAGUCUGAGGAUAGUGAUGAAGAGACAGGAGAAGUUAAAAAGUACAAGGCUCCAAAGAUUAUGCCAGCAAAAUAUACUGAAGAAGAUGAAGACAAAGAAGAACGUGAAAUGAAAAAAGCCAAACAACGUGCAUUACAAAGUUCUCUGUUAUCAGAGUUACGUUCACAAUACUCAAAUGCUCCUGAAGAGAUAACUGAAAGAUAUGACAAUGAUAAAAUGUUAAAAAAACAAAAGGAAAUAGAAAAUUAUGAAAAUUCUAAUUUCAGAAGACUAAGUAAUAAAAAAGUAGCUUCUUUACGACAAAGUAAACAAUCAGAUGUACUAGAUAAAUUACUUGAAUUUGGUGAUUACAUGGGUGUUAAAGAAGGUCCAAUGACAAGAAAAAGAAAGGGCAAUCGAAAGAGUAAUGGAGUCAAAAGCAUAGACACCUCUAGAGAUAUUCAUUGUUAA
Messenger RNA from Strongyloides ratti, 804 nucleotides. RefSeq names its product Neuroguidin. Gene Ontology annotation, cellular component: small-subunit processome; nucleolus. The transcript is spliced from 4 exons. The coding region runs from base 1 to 804 and encodes 267 amino acids. Gene Ontology annotation, biological process: maturation of SSU-rRNA from tricistronic rRNA transcript (SSU-rRNA, 5.8S rRNA, LSU-rRNA). Lineage: Eukaryota; Metazoa; Nematoda; Chromadorea; Rhabditida; Strongyloididae. The record is from RefSeq and is a predicted model, not a curated record.